AUGAUUCCGACACGGCAGAGUCUUCGUCGUGUUUGGGCGUCGACCCAUACUAUGGCAUCGUCGAGGCGAUCACGUAUCAACGGUGCCUCGAUAAUUCGCCACCAAGCGGUGCCUGGUCUCGCAUCGAUGCCAUCAGCACGCUUGCAUACAGGCCAGGUCGCGAUGAUGCCGCGCCACAAAAACGGAUCAUAUCGUAUGAUGAUGGAUCGUCAGGAUCCUGAAGAACAAGAGAAGGAAAAGAAGGAAUCACAGCCAGCCGAGGCCGCCGCGGACGACUCUGCGCCCAAACAAGAACAACGACAGCUGUCGGACGCCAACGAAGGUGAAGGCGCUGCACGAAGUGCAGGCCAAGGCUCAAGUGCAGGCAACGCUGGCGAGAAUGGCAAUGGUCAUGACGACGAUGGUAAGAACGACAAGCCUGCCGCCCUGGUCUCACGCAACACCGUCCCAAGCGUAUACCCGCAGGUGUUGGCCUUACCGAUUACGCGCCGUCCCCUCUUCCCUGGCUUCUACAAAGCUGUUGUGAUUAAGAACCCUGACGUAUGUGCUGCCAUUAAAGAAGCGAUGAAGCGUGGGCAGGCGUAUGUGGGUGCGUUCUUGCUCAAGGACGAGGAAGAGGACACGGAUGUCAUUGCCAGCUUAGAUCGCGUCCAUCGUGUAGGUGUGUUUGCGCAGGUGACCAGCAUUUUCCCUGCACAGCCCAAUGCACGAGGGGAUGGGCCUAGUGAAGAUGGGUUGACGGCGGUUCUGUACCCCCAUCGCCGCAUCAUCAUUGACGAUCUCAUCACACCUGUACCGGAAGAGAACAAGGAGAUCAUCACACAUGCGACCGAGACGCCCAUGACAGAGGAGGCGAGUGUUACAGAGAUCUCCACGGAAGAGACUGAGAAGGCCACAGAAUCCAGUGCUACAGCGCCGUCGGAAAGUGUGGUGGAGGACACGGCGGCAUCGGCGUCUCCCAAAGAGCAGGAGAUUCCUUCUCACACGCCGCCCUUCCAAACGGCAUUUUUGCACAAGUACAAAGUGUCGCUGGUCAACGUGUCCAACCUGGAAAUGGAGCCGUACGAUCGCAAGCCAAACCAAUAUAUCCGGGCGAUCAUGUCGGAGCUUAUUAGUGUGUUUAAGGACAUUGCCAACCUGAACCCACUGUUCCGUGAUCAGAUUGCGAACUUUAGCAUCUCACAAGGCGCUGGUAAUGUAUUUGAAGAGCCAGAGAAGCUCGCUGACUUUGCCGCGGCUGUGUCUAGCAGUGAAGUGGACGAGCUGCAAGGCGUGCUGGAAUCCAUGGAUGUGGAAGAGCGUCUGCAGAAAGCGUUGCUAGUUCUGAAGAAGGAGCUGGUGAACGCGCAGCUGCAGAGCAAGAUUAGCAAGGAUGUGGAGAACAAGAUCCAGAAGCGCCAGCGUGAAUACUAUCUGAUGGAGCAGUUGAAGGGUAUUAAGAAGGAGCUUGGAUUGGAGACAGAUGGCAAAGACAAGCUGAUUGAGAAAUUUAAGGAGAAGGCGGAGAAACUGAACAUGCCGGACGAAGUGCGGAAGGUGUUUGAUGAGGAGCUCGCGAAGCUGCAGACGCUGGAGCAGGCGGCCAGUGAAUUCAACGUCACGCGUGGCUAUCUGGAUUGGCUUACGAGCAUUCCGUGGGGUGUGCAUUCGCCGGACAACUAUGCGAUCAACCGUGCGACCGAAGUGCUCGAUGAAGACCACUUUGGCUUGACGGAUGUGAAAGACCGUAUCCUAGAGUUCCUUGCCAUCGGUAAGCUGCGUGGUACAGUGCAAGGCAAGAUUAUUUGUCUGGUUGGACCGCCUGGUGUCGGUAAGACCUCCAUCGGCAAGUCCAUUGCGCGUGCGUUGGACCGCCAGUUCUUCCGGUUCAGUGUAGGUGGCCUGAGUGAUGUGGCCGAAAUCAAGGGCCACCGUCGGACGUAUGUGGGUGCCAUGCCAGGCAAGGCCAUCCAAGCACUGAAGAAGGUCGGCACGGAGAACCCGUUGAUUCUCAUUGAUGAGGUCGACAAGAUUGGACGUGGCCACAAUGGCGAUCCGUCCUCGGCCUUGCUGGAAAUGCUCGACCCGGAACAAAACGGCUCGUUUAUGGACCACUACCUCGAUGUCCCUGUGGACCUAUCGCGUGUGCUCUUUGUGUGCACAGCCAACACACUCGAUACCAUUCCCCAGCCACUACUCGACCGUAUGGAGGUGAUUGAAGUGUCGUCGUACACGGCCGAGGAAAAACGCCACAUUGCGCGCGACUACUUGGCUCCGCAGGCACAGGAAGCGUCUGGCUUGAAGGGUGCGGAUAUCACGUUGCCGGACGAAUCGAUUGAUUUCAUUAUCAAACGCUAUGCCCGUGAAAGUGGUGUGCGUGGUCUGCGCAAACUGUUGGAGAAGGUGUAUCGUAAGGUGGCGUUUGACAUUGUGAAAGAGCAUGGAGAGAGUGUGUUCCCAGAACCGAGUGAUGUUUCUGCAACGGCCACCGACACACCGUCGUCUGAAGAGUCGAACGCACAAUUUACUACGACGCCGCGGGAGCCGAUGCAAGUUCCUUCCUCCGUCUCCAUUGUGAUUACGGAAGAGCAGCUGCGCAAGUACCUGGGACCGCCUCUAUACCACAAAGACCGCUUAUACACACAAACCAUGCCGGCUGGUGUGGCGCUAGGCUUGGGCUACCUAGGCAACGGCUCAGGCUCGUUGAUGCCGAUCGAGACUACGCUGAUGCCUGGCAAGGGCCAGUUGAAGUUGACAGGCAAGCUGGGUGACGUGAUCAAGGAGAGUGCUUCCAUUGCUCUUUCCUGGGUCAAGACACAUGCGCAUGACCUGGGCUUGACUAAGGAACAAGACGAGUCGCUGCUCGAGAACCGUGAUGUGCACCUGCACAUGCCCGAGGGCGCCGUGGGCAAGGAGGGCCCUUCUGCGGGUGUGGCCUUUGCCACAAGUCUCAUUAGUCUUCUGACUCACCGUGCUCUGCCUACAACCUUGGCCAUGACGGGCGAAGUAUCGUUGCGCGGUAUGGUGCUGCCUGUCGGUGGUCUGAAAGAAAAGCUGCUGGCCGCGCACCGCGCGGGGAUCAAGACAGUGAUUCUGCCCGCACAAAACAGGCCGAGUGUCGAGGCGGAUGUCCCGCGAAGUGUCUUGGACGACUUGGAAGUGCACUACGUGACCAACAUCUGGGCGGCGCUCGAGAUCGCGUUUGGGCCAGGAUCCUGGAGCGAGCCGGCGCGCGUCUGGAGCGCGAACGAGACGCCAGAGGCAGCUAGCCAAUAA
Messenger RNA from Malassezia pachydermatis, 3255 nucleotides. RefSeq names its product atp-dependent protease la. NCBI's taxonomy places the organism in Eukaryota, Fungi, Basidiomycota, Malasseziomycetes, Malasseziales, Malasseziaceae. The record is from RefSeq and is a predicted model, not a curated record. Gene Ontology annotation, molecular function: ATP-dependent peptidase activity; serine-type endopeptidase activity; ATP hydrolysis activity. The transcript has a single exon. Gene Ontology annotation, cellular component: mitochondrial matrix. Gene Ontology annotation, biological process: protein catabolic process; mitochondrion organization; chaperone-mediated protein complex assembly. Bases 1 to 3255 code for a protein of 1084 amino acids.